Molecule: messenger RNA, 771 nt
Organism: Sodiomyces alkalinus F11
Lineage: Eukaryota; Fungi; Ascomycota; Sordariomycetes; Glomerellales; Plectosphaerellaceae
Exons: 1
Coding region: 1-771 (256 amino acids)
Source: RefSeq, a predicted model, not a curated record
AUGAGUGGCCAAGCAGAGUACCAAGGUCUUACACUAUCUGACAUUGAGCAAAUCGACCGGUACAGCCGGUCAGACGUGGAUCUCAGCCAGAUGAUCUGGUGCAUGCAACAGACUGGCUACCACCGAUGGGGCUUCGUCGUCUACCGAUGCACCUAUUCGGAUGACGACGCCUGGGCCCGCUACGUCGAGCGCAUGAAGCAGGCCGCCGUCGACGAUCUCUCCCGCUACGGCCGCGACCUCCUCCUGGCCAAGUACGUCGACUGGACGAUCGUCGAGGACCGAGACGCCCUCGACGGCGCCUCCAAGGCCGACGUGCGAGCCCGCUUCUCCGAGUGGGCUGAGCCUCAUCUCCCCGACGAAGAUGGGCGCGGCCCCGGCGCCUGGCGCGCCAACGCUCUCGCCACCGUCUGGAGGUGCCCGCCGACCUUCAGGUUCUGCCUCUUCGUCGACCAAGAGUGCCUAGACACCCUCAAGGCCUACGAGGAAUGGGCCCAAGCCGGGGCCCAGGGCCGGGCGCCGUAUGUCGCCUGCAUCAUCAUCGACUCCGACGGCGAACCCGAAGGGGAGGGCCCGGAUGGAUAUCCUGCCGUCGACGGCUGCACCAGGUACGACCCCGGCUGGAUGUACACCAGUGUUGGGGCUCUGGCCAGUCUGUACGAUCACCUGUGCCUUGAAGAGUUGACCGAUGGGUACAAGCAGUAUGCGAGGCCUCCGCUACUAUAUCCUGCUCACCAGCGCGGUAUCAGCAUGCCCACGCUUCAGGAGCUCUAA